AGCACGACCAAGACUUGGAGGCGGGCUGUUCUUUUUCACACUUGUAUUUAUCAAUACAUCCAAUAUAAUUCAGAAAACACAGACAUUCUCUUCACUGCCGGACCUUUACCCCUCUCAUGUUUCUUCUUCUUCUGACUGGCUUGUGGCUGGCUGUACCUCAACUUUCAUUCAAGGAUCCAGCUGCAGUUGCUCUGUGCAAUGAACAGAAGCUAGUGAAAGAACCAGAGGAGCCUGUGAAUCUUUGGAAAAAUGAUAGCUCACGCCUCAGCGAGAAUGCGUCGGAUGAAAGAGGCUCUAGCACAAACAGUCUUCAUCCUUUCAUUAAUCAUUCCAUCUGCCAAUCCUGAAUCCUUUGACAACAUUUCUUUCGAUUUCCCGGCUUUUCAAUUGAAGGAUCCGAGAAUAACCUUUGAGGGCAAUGCCACCGCACUGAACUCCAUCAUCCAACUCACUCUAAGUGCGCCAUUGGAGGGAAACACAGGCUUAGUUGGCCGAGCAACAUAUUAUCAACCCAUGCACCUGUGGGAUAGUUCAACAGGGAAUGUGGCAAAUUUUGCCAGCCAAUUUACUUUCGCUAUCAAUUCUCAUAUGAGUGACUCCCAUGCUGAUGGAUUGGUUUUCUUUCUCGCUCCCAAUGGAUCGCAGAUCCCUGAACUCUCAGGUGGAAGCUUGCUAGGCCUCACAAGUUGGAACCCAAACUCUGCCAACUCUAGUACUCCAUUUGUUGCGGUAGAGUUUGAUACAUUCUAUGACCAUUCCACAAAUCUGUGGGAUCCGCUAUGUGAUCAUGUUGGUAUCGACGUAAACAGCCUGGCUUCUGUCAAUGAAACUUGCGUCUCAUGGAUGGAUUACAGCAUAUUGCACGGUAAAAAACUCCAUGCUCAGGUCACAUAUGAUUCUAGAGCAAUGAGCUUGAGUGUUCUUUUUGGAGAUGAUGGUGAAAAUUCUACCAGCCUUUACUAUCAGCCAGUCAACCUGACAGAGUACUUGCCGGAAUGGGUGGUUUUCGGUUUCUCGGCAACAACGGGGCAUUUGUUUGAGGCUCAUAGUAUUUUCUCAUGGGAAUUCAACUCUAGUCUACGAAUCCUUGACAAUGUAAAUGGUACAACCAAUUCGCCUCCCAUCCACCGACGAAAAAAGAGUAAGUCCCGGGUGUGGGGGCCUAUCUUAGGCUCAAGCUCGUUGGUGUUUCUUAUCCUUGUUGCAGGAUUUGGCUGGUAUGGUUAUAAGCUAAAAAGGAAUAAAAAUGAUGAAAGUGGAGAAGAAGAUGUUCCUGAGAUUGAUGAAGGAUUUGAACAGUCAAACGGACCCAAGAAGUACCCCUACAAGGUCUUGGCUGUCGCGACUGACAACUUCGCCAAUACCCGGUUGCUCGGGGAAGGGGGUUUUGGAGGAGUGUAUGAAGGCCACCUCGCUGAUGCAAAUGCCCAUGUUGCCAUCAAGAAGAUCAUUCCAGAUUCCAACCAAGGCGUAAAGGAGUACUACGCUGAAGUGAAGACGAUUAGACAUCUCAGGCAUAAAAAUUUAGUGGAGCUCGUCGGCUGGUGUCAUGAGAGAAAUAAUCUCCUCCUCGUGUAUGAGUUCAUGUCUAACGGUAGCUUAGACUCUCAUUUGUACAAAGACAAAGCGCCGCUCACAUGGGACAAGAGGUACAAUAUCGCUCGAGGCAUCGCCUUAGGGAUGAAAUACUUGCACGAGGAUUUGAAACAAUGUGUCGUGCACAGGGAUAUAAAGUCCAGCAAUAUCCUACUUGAUGCACAUUUCGAGGCUAAAUUGGGCGAUUUUGGAUUGGCUCGGACCGUCGACCAUGCCAAAGGGUCGCAAACAACCCUGCUGGCAGGGACCACGGGAUAUUUGGCCCCUGAAUGUAUCUAUACAAGCAAGGCAAGCAAGGAAUCUGAUGUAUAUAGCUUCGGAGUCGUCCUCUUAGAAAUAGCAUGUGGAAGAAAAGCUAUUGAUCCGAGAUCAUCACAAGGCCAAGUCCAACUCGUGGAGUGGGUCUGGGAGCUCUAUGGAAUUGGGAAGCUAUUCGAUGCGGCAGAUCCGAAGUUAGGAGAAAAUUUCGAUGCAAGACAGAUGGAGCGAUUGAUGAUUGUAGGCCUCUGCUGCGCUCAUCCAGACCCUAAGGAACGGCCUCCCAUAAACAAAGCAAUAACCUUUCUGAAUUUCGAUGCUUCGCCACCCAUUCUCCCUCCAAAGCUGCCCAUCCCAACAUAUGUUGUGCCUCCAUCUUCGAUGCCCGAAUCAUCGAAUGUUUCGUCCACCAGCUUCACAAGUAGUUAACCAACGAGCACUUACAGUACCGAACUGUCCGCAUUUAUUGGCUCUUCCAAGAAGUCUUCCUAUUCAUCUUCUUCUGCAUUGCUUCUGAACACAGUGUAAGUUCACCGUUUAUAUGGUUUCUGUAUUGCAAUUAUUCAGUUCUAUGAUUUGUAGCUAUUACGUGUAAACAAGCAGAGCCUUCGUUUCUAGCUUAUGUUCGCUCUCUAUGGUGUUAGAUAUUGAUGGUAGUAUUUGACAUUGAUUUUGAUGUGAAAAUAUGUGUAUGAGUGCUUGUGGGACAACACAGCAGAGGGCGAAAAGGACUAUUGAGAAAGGACCAUAAGCUUAUGGGUUGAAGUUUUUUAUGGUUGGUCCCUGUUGUAUACAUGACCGGACAGUCUUGCCUAUU
Molecule: messenger RNA, 2671 nt
Organism: Rhodamnia argentea
Lineage: Eukaryota; Viridiplantae; Streptophyta; Magnoliopsida; Myrtales; Myrtaceae
Product: L-type lectin-domain containing receptor kinase IX.1-like
Exons: 2
Coding region: 250-2283 (677 amino acids)
Biological process (GO): protein phosphorylation
Cellular component (GO): plasma membrane
Molecular function (GO): carbohydrate binding; protein kinase activity; ATP binding
Source: RefSeq, a predicted model, not a curated record